Molecule: messenger RNA, 11466 nt
Organism: Pelobates cultripes (western spadefoot toad)
Lineage: Eukaryota; Metazoa; Chordata; Amphibia; Anura; Pelobatidae
Source: the annotation of a GenBank genome assembly
AUGAGUACAUCAGAGCAGAAGAAGAUAUUUGUUACCAGGAGAAUACCCCCAGAAGGCCAGAAACUCCUGUCUCAGGCUGACAGGUAGGGACCACUGGCUGUAUGUGGUCACGAAGUCAGUCCUCUGAGGAAAGGUUUUGGCAGCACUGGACCUAGAUCUGACAGGGUUGCCAUAUACAUUAUGACGUCUUGCACAAAUGAGAAGUGAUAUCCUUCAGUAUGUAGUACAGGUUGGGUUUUUUGUUUUUAGAUAAAAGCAUAAUUUGUCCUCCAUGCUACUUUUUUCUAUUAAAGUGAAACUUGAUACACUUUUGAUUCUAAGGCCAGUACUGCUCAAUGGAAAGCAGUGAUUACUUGAAUCUUUCCAGUUUGGUUACUUUAACAUUCCUGUUGAAUUCUUGGUUUAGUGAAUAACCCUGUAAAUGGCAGAGAAUUAAGCAGUGACACUACAGGCAUAUGAUCUAAACCCCUCCCAACUCCUCCUAUUUUGGACCAAAAUCUAGCACUUUUUUCGAUGAUGAGUGGAUGACUUGGCUCCACCACAAUACUUACAGUAAUGUCUUUAACCGCAAUACAUGUGUCUAGAAAGCAGUCCAAGAUGCACGAUUUUUAUUUUAAAUUACAUUUUAGCUGCAUAAAUGUUUCUGAUAACAGUCCUGAACAAGCCUCCAAAAUGAGUGUCCCUGUCUGGAAUGUUGGCAUUUAUGUACUACAUUCUGCACCAAAACCACUUUAGCCUAAUGAAGAGAAUCAACUUGAGUAAUGUGUCAAGAAAAAAAACAUAUUUGGGCAAACCUUGGAAUAUCAGAGUUGGUGUAUGUACACUGGCUCUGCUUAACUCAUUGUACCUUCCCCUCCACCCCAACAUAUUACAUUUUAAAUAUACUGUUUUGUUUUUAAUGCCACAUUUAUUUCUCAGAAUUAUUGUACUGACCUUUCUGCUGUAAUUUAAUAUCUUUAAAUGAGUAUAUUUGAAAAAUAAUUUUUUUAAAUGCAGAAUAUUGACAGGAGUGGAGUAGAGGCCCUGCUCAAAUGAGCUUACAAUUUAAGAUAAAAGCAGCAAGAUGCCUUAAAUUAAGAGCUAAACAGUGGGCCUUAUUUGAAAGAUCUGUCUGCAGACUGUUUUAUUUUUGUUUUCUCACUUCCCAAUUCUAGCUACAAUGUCAAGCAGUGGGAUUCAGACGAGCCAAUACCAAGGGAUGAGCUGAUUAAAGGAGUUGUUGGGGCUCAUGGAUUACUUUGUCUCUUGUCAGACAAGAUUGACCAAGAAGUCUUGGAUGCUGCUGGUAUGGAGAUCUCCUGCAUGAUCCAAUGGAGCAAAUGUUAUUUGACUGGUGUCAUGAUGGCCUUUCUCAUACAAGUUGCUAUCACUUGUCUACAGCAGCAUUUUCAUGGCAAUGUAAACAAAACAUAUGUACAUAGCUUUUAAUGGAUUGUAGGAACACUCCAAACACCAUAACUACAGCAGUUGUCUGAGCUAACCCUGCACUGCAGCAUUUAGUUUAGGAGAGCUAAGGGAAGUUCCAGAUCACUGUAAGAUGUGAAAGGAGCAGCACUUGGUGGACAUGAGGUAAAUUAAACUGUUCUAAAACAGCUUAACAAUGUGGAUAUAGCAGGCCACUUCCUUAAAGAAUACAGGAACAAGUGUUGGCACUGCUUAAAUUGAUGGUCUAAAUGAAGUGGGCUAAAACUACAGAAACUAACAUGUAAUCAUCUUAUGAGUUGUGAUUCACAAUUUCAUUUUAAAUGAAAGGACACUGAGCUAGCCUCACUCUUUAAUACAAAAUAUAUAAAUGGAGGAGUGACAGAUGUUGGUCCCCUCUGAUUCAGUAUUCACAAUGUAUAAAGGGGAGGCAUUAAGUUGGCUGUAUGUCUUUGGUUUUUUGUGACCUUGUGUAGGUCUUCAUGGGUGAAAGCCAGGGUUUUAGACUGGCCUAAUGACAAAGCUCCCUUAAACUCUAUGAAUGUUUCUACCAGACAUUUCUUAACUUCAUAAUGUGUGUGCAACUGUUGUGGACAAUAUGGGGAAUUGUAUGACCUUAAUUUCUCUCUUGCUAUUGACAGGCCCUAACCUCAAAGUUGUGAGCACGCUGUCUGUUGGCUUUGACCACUUGUGUGUUGAAGAAAUAAAAAAGCGGUAUGUUUUCUCUAUAAGGGGCAUUAUUUGCAAAUUAAAAGAAUCUUACUCCAACGUAUUGAUAACUUGGCCAUACAACUUAAAACUUUCUAUAUAUGCCUAUCUACAUAGUUUCAUAGGAAUAAUGCACAUGUAGAACUUGUCUGAUCACAAAAUAUGAGCGCUCUGAACAGUCUGCACUAAUGGGGAAGUUUAGAUAGUGUUUUUUUUGUGUUUUUUUUUUUGUUUUUCAUCCCUUGCAUGCUCUGAGCCAUCUAAAAGAUUCUUUAUAGCAUGAGGUUGUGCUGAGCACUGCCAGGGAGCAUCAUCUGGUGCUGAUUAAGGAUUUUUUUUAUUGAAGAUGUUGGGGUGGCAUAUGGAAUAAUACAAAAUUGUAGAAACAUUUUAAGACCAGUGUUAUUUCAAAUUUAACCCCUUAAGGACAAGACUUCUGGAAUAAAAGGGAAUCAUGACAUGUCACACAUCAUGUGUCCUUAAGGGGUUUCAGGAACACAAUCAUGGAUUCCUGAUCCUAUAGUGUUUAAACUUAGUCUGGUCCCCACUGCCCUCCUAAAUAUAGCAUAAUCCUGCCCUUAUUCCAGUCUGCUGCUGCCUCUGCCUCAUUGGUUGACAGAAGUGGUGGUGGUCUGAACGAACCACACUUAUCCAGAGGAUUAGCUGAGAUGAUCAGGGGCAGAGCCAGCACAGGUCAAACACAGGCCUGGCCAAUCUGCAUCUCUUAAUUGAUGAAUUAAAUCAAUGCACAUCUUAUGAGGAACGUUUAGUGUCUGCAUGCAGAGGGAGAUGACAGUGCGGCUCAAUGUGCAGCACUGCCCAGGAAGCACCUCUGGCAGCCAUCUGAGGAGUGGCCAGUGCAGUUAUCACUAGGCUGUAAUGUAAACACUGCAAGUGCAUUUCCUCUGAAAAUAGUGUUUACAGCAAAAAGCCUGAGGGUAAUGAUUCCUCUCACCAGAACAAAUUCAAUAAGCUGUAGUUGUUUUGGUUGUCACUAUAUAGGUUUCCCUUGAGGCCAAAAUAACCAAACUAGAGACUCUCUAAGUUGGCUAUACAUUCAUGUUUGCUACUCUUGCCUUCAAUGUGAAACCAACUAUUACAUGCAGUGCCAAUUACUAAACUGAGAAUUCAGAGCAUGAAAUGGUGGAUAGAGGAGAAAGCUUAAUGGGUUAAGUACAGAAGAGGACAAACCUUUUUGUCUUUUAUGUAAUCCUAGAUACUGCUGAAUGAAAAAUCUUUUUGGAGAUAAUAUGGAUACCUUUGUUAUUACAAGCAUCAACUGAGUAUUGACUCCAUAAAGCUGAAUGGACCAUAAUGUGGUGUCUAAAACAUAAUGUAACUCUAUUUUUGUAUUAAGUCUGGCAGGAAACACUAACUCUUAUUGGGCAGCAUAGCAUACCCUUGGUUACUGCAUGUCAAACUUAAAGGACCACUAUAGGCACCCAGACCACUUCAGCUUAAUGAAGUGGUCUGGGUGCCAGGUCCAUCUAAGGUUAACCCUGCCUGAUGUAAAUAUAGCAGUUUCAGAGAAACUGCUAUGUUAACCUAUGGGUUAAUCCAGCCACGAGAGGCGCUUUUCACGGAGAAGACGCCAGCGUCCAUAGGAAAGCAUAGAGAAUGCUUUCCUAUGAGACUGGCUGCGCGCAUUCAGCCAGGGAUGUCAGAAGAGGGAGGAGGGAGCCCGGCACUGGAAAAAAGGGAUAAACCCCUUCCUCCCCUUCAGAGCCAUGGGAGUGGGGGCACCCUCAGGGUACGAUAGUACUAUAGUGGUCCUUUAAAUCCAGCAUCAAACUCUGAUAGGGGUUUUUUGAAAGAAAUUCCUUAGUACAGAAAUAUACCUUGUAUGUAUAACAUUUACACAGACAAUACAUGUAAGUGAUGUGAUUCAAUCAGACAGUGUUAAACAUUCUGCAUGAUACUAGACUGGUGUAGGCAAAUGUGACAUUGGGUUCAGUGUAAACAGCUUUUUAUAUUAUGCGGUUUUUAUACAACUCAUGCAGGAUUCUUCAAACUUAAGGUUAAACUACUCCACAAAAGGCAUGGCUGAUGUGGAGAACUCUACCAAUUCUGAAUUUGACAGUUCUUUGGUCAUUACAAUUGACACUUAUCAGGCUUGAUCAAUAAAGUAAAUGUGUUUCUGCUCAGACCUCAAACAAACAUGUGGUGCUCAUGUCAAUGGCAUAGAACAAAGUGACCUUUAUUUUGUAGAGGAAUCCGUGUGAGCAACACACCAAAUGUUUCGACUGAAGCUACAGCAGAGCUUACUGUAGCAUUGCUGUUGACUACUUGCCGUCGCCUUCCAGAAGCAAUAGAAGAGGUUAAAAAGUGAGUAAUCAAAUUUGGAACAUGUAAAUGGAACUCCUGAUUAUGCAUUAAAGUAGUAAAUCUUAAGUACUGUUAUGAACGUGAUGCUUUUGUCAAGUUAGUCUUCCCACAUUGACUCUGCCUAAUACACACUACAUAACACGUGUAUAAUUAGAUGGCUUAAUACAUACAGCAAACAGCCCACCCUUGUCCCUUAUGUACUCAAGUGGGGGCACUGAAAGCAACUCAUUUCAUAAUGGUACCUCCUUUCUUGCAAGAAAGAUCUACUGUGGCAACGUUAAGUAUGCAAUACUUAAUUAAGUGCAACUCACACUGGAGGUUUUAAGUUUAGUGGAAUCCUAGAAUGACUUCCUGAAUCAGGAAGAUGUACCUUAGCAGAAUAUAAACGAGUUACAUAUAGCUCAAUUUGGAGUUGAAACUAAUUUCACUGACAAUUGUAUCAAAACUAGAUUGUUGUAGAAAAAUAAUUCUAGCCAUGCAUACUUUAGACAAACCCUACCCCUACUAGGAUUAUUGGCUCAAUGUAUAGAAUUGACACUAGCUCGUCUGGAACUUUUGUUCUAGACUGGUAACAACAUCCCAAUGAUGUCGGUAAAUCUGACCUGAGGGUUAAACUUCAGUAUGUGCAGCAUCUUACUAUGAAACAGACUUCUAGACUGACUACUUCAGAUUAGUAAAGGGGUUAUGGUGCUUGGUGUAAUCUCCACUUCCCUAAACAGAUUGUGGUUCACAUCCUGGCAAGUAGAAUAAAACAAGUUUCAUCACAAAGAGGUGCAAUGUGAUUUGGCUUUAUGGAGCCUUAAUCACGCUUUUUUUUAUAUUUAUAGAGUGCCAUCAAAUUCUGCAGCGCUUUAGUUGUAACCAGACAAGUUGGACACACAGGAACAGAGGGGUUGAGGGCCCAGCUCAAUGAGCUUACAUGCUAGAGGGAGUGGGGUAAAAUGACACAAAAAGGUAAGGAUAGUAUUAGACUAGUGACAGUUGCAGAAGAGGAAUCAGUCAGGAGCUAUUAACAGUUUUAUGAAGUGGGUUUUUACACUUUUUUUUUUUUGGGAGUCUGGGUGAGCAUCUAACAGAGGAGGGAUUUGAGGCUUUCCCUCUAAUAAACUAUUCAUCCCUAGCCUUGGAGUGUUGCAUGUAGUUUUUGUUCUACUUACUAGAUUUGGGCAGAUAGUGGUGUCUGCCAUAUUCCUAGAGCACCUCUUGGGUGGAUGGCGAGUACAUUGUGGAACCUGAGUGCAGUGUAAACUCUCGUGUGGUUCACAGCAGGUCUAGUUUGCUUUGUACACAUUAUUUCUCAUAACUAUCUUAUAUAACAAAUAUUUGUUCACUAUGGCUGCUCACAACUUAAAACUGAUGCACUGGUCUCUCUAAUGCAUUGUAGAAAAUGCUCAUGUAUACAAAGAAUCUCGUCCAUAACAAUGACUGACUUCAAUUGACUUUUGUUUUUAAAGUGGAGGAUGGAAAACGUGGUCCCCAAUGUGGCUGUGUGGAGCAGGCCUUUCUAACAGCACUGUAGGAAUCAUCGGCUUGGGCAGAAUUGGUAAACAUAGUUGCUAUUUUGAUGGGUAGAUCUGUUCUAACAAACUGUACAUCUCAAGUAACUUGUCUAUAUCAAUACAGUGACCACAAACACUGGCAGUCUAGAUGUGUUGCCUUUAGUGCUCAGCUUUUUAUGAAAGUUCAUGUAAUGUAUAUUGGCCCAAGCUUAUUCUGGAAAAUAAAUGCUGCUACUUUAAAACAUCCUUUCACAAACUAAUCAAACAAGAUCCAUAUCUCGGUGAUAACGGGGUCCUAGUACUAUUAAAAUAGGGAAGGGAGCAGAGCGCACAGCCAUACUAGCAAGACUCGCAUCACUGCAGCUCAGAGCAAAACGGCACCACAAAGACAAACAAAUCACCACUAAAAAAAACAGAACCCUCCACAGCCACAGUAAAAAUAAGAAAAGCAAGCCAGACCGACCUCCAUUCGGGUCUCAAAGCGCAUGAGACCCGCAUUGCGACCCUGGAGCAGUCUUUAGCCAAACUCAACAAGCCCGCUCCGAUGAACACAUGGCAGCUCUCGAGGACCAGCAGAGAUUGAAGAAUAUCAAGGUCUGCGGCCUUCCUGAUACCAUGGAGAUGGCAGAGUUCCUGCACUUCAUCCGCCAACUGCUUACCAAGCUCUUCGCUGCCAAACAAGCAAGGCUGACACUAGACGGAUGGCACCAUAUAACUGGACCCGCUACAAGAAUACGACCAAACCAACAUAAUCCUCCAGUUUAAACAGGGGCAAGAUCUCACAGCCUUUAUGGUAGCAGUCCAACACAUUACGAUUCAAGGAUCAUGAUCUCUCUGCCUGGAUUUAUCUAAGGCCACGUGGAAUGGCAAAGAUCCCUGUGUCCACUAACUCAGGCACUAGCGGCAAGCAAAAGCCAUACAAAUGGGGUACACCUUGCUGCCUACUCACUACCCAGCAAAUGGGAACGGUGAAAGUCCGGGAGGCCUCUGAAAUACCGAGCAUCCUGCUCCAACUGGGAGUAACAGCCACUGAGACUGCAACCCAGUCGACAUGACAUCCUGGGACCCAGAGAGGGUCACUCCAUUAAUACCAGCAGCCCAAAGAGGGAGUCCUGCAACAAGCUGAAGACCUCCCAGCAGUUCACAAACUGCACCGGACUUAACAGUUUUUGUUUUAUGUUUCUAGUUAUGACCUAUUGCUCCGAGCAAGUGAAUGGGCUUUAACAAUGCCUGACAGGCACCCUUCACAGUUACAAAUGCAAAUAUCUCCAAUUCCCCUACCCUCCCGCCCCCCACUGUCCCACAAUAAGAUACUGCAUAUAUAUUUUUUUAUAGCUCCCAUAAUCCUCUCCUGCAAUUAAGUUUGUCAAAUGUUGGUCUGAAUAUAGUAUCUAAUGUUGCAUCCUAUGGAGCACUGCAUAAUGUCAAAAUAAAACUUUAAUAUGGACAGCUGCAAUGUUUGCUAUAGCUAUAUAAAUGUAAUACUAUUCUGUAAACUGCAUUUUUAACUUGUAGUUUUUUUUUUUUCCUAUAGGAUUAGCUGUAGCACGUCGCCUUGUCCCAUUUGGUGUGAAAAGGUUUCUAUACACAGAUUUCCAGGAAAUACCGGACAAUGCCAAGGAGAUAAAUGCUGAAUAUGGUAAGCAUAAUGCUAUAAUCUUACAUGGGGAGGAGUAUUAUGGGAUCACAACCAUAGUGGGCUCUAGUUAUGAUGAUUGGGCUUAGGUCCCCUGGAUGCCAUUCUGUAGUAACUAGUCAGAAUAUCUUUGUAGUUUGCUACUUAUCUGGAUCAUGCUGCUUCCCGUCUUCACAAUACGAGAAGCAUUUCUCAUUCUGAUUUAGCAAUAUCUCGGCUGAGUGCCAAAUUUGAUUAUAUGGGGGUUAUCUUUACCCCUAAAUCGAAGUCCCUGCUAUGUGCUGGGCAAAGAAUGAUCAAUCCUCUGGGUUCUUUCUGACUAGUAGGUAUAUUAUGGCAAGUGAGGUUGGUUUGCAUAUAUGAGCCUUAUUGUCUCCUUUCAAUUGGUCAAGUCAAAAUGAUUGUUUAAUCCUACUAGAAUUUGGCUUUAAAAAGAGUACUUCAAACUAUCCCUUUAAACAAAUCAGCAUGCAUACUGUUUCUGUGUGCUUUCUUGCAAAUUCUAAUUUAAACCAAUGGGAGGCCUUGAAUUGGCUAUGUCUGUGCACAUAAAUGGGAUCAAAUAUAUCCACUGCCUGACAUUCCUCAGUGCUGUUUGAAAGCUGCAAGACGACCUUGACUAAACAGUCGUGAGUGGGGAUACUUGCAGGUAAACAAUUUGAAGUUAAGAGAAUUUCAAAUUUCAUGUCAAACUAGCUAAAAUGGAAACUGACUUGGAGAUUUUUGAAGUCCAGAAAUGUUGUCCAUCAAUCCUAAACUCACUUCAUAUUACUGACCGCUCUAACUGAAAUAAUUCUCACCUUGCAAAGUUCUUCAAUAACAGAUGUUUUCUCCUGACUUCACCAUUGACUAUUAAAUCAAUGCUAUUUUUAAGGAUGGCUACUAUCCCGUCUAUUCCCAAUGAUCAUGUAGCAUGUUUUACUGUGGCAAUGACUGUAUAGGUGGAAUUAGAAGCAUUGUCAUUUUUGACUCCUUGAAAUAUGUAAUGUUUGUGUCCAGUGUUGAAAAAUCAAAACUGAACAGUCUUCUCCAAUGCUCAGUAACCCUCUGCAGAUGAGAUGCGUGUAUAGCUAUUCUUUCCUUAUCUGGCUUACUGUAACCCAACAUUAAUUUACAUUGCUCUUUGUAAGGCAAUAUUCCAGUGGCAAUAACUGUUCAGUAUUGGACAACUAGCUAGAGAUGCCUGCAUUCUUUGAGUAGGUACUGCUUUAACUGAUUCUCCAAAUGGCUGAUAGAUUUUGGGUUUGUUCUUCCCAUCUUUAGUCUCUAAUGAUAAGAUUGCAGAAGAUUCAGACUUUGUCAUUGUGAAUUGCUGCCUUACCCCUGAGACUGAAGGGCUCUGCAAUAAAGACUUCUUUCGGAGAAUGAAAAAGACAGCUAUACUCAUCAACACAAGUCGGUAAGUCUUUGCUCAAACUAAAUAUUGAAACACUAUGGGGUUGAGGAUUUUUCCUUUUUCUAUUCUCUGGCCCUUCUGUAGUAGUAAGUCUAUUUUAGUCUCCUUGUCAGGGGAAAUGUCUUGUAUAGACAUCCCAGACUGGCAUGGCUUCAUAACCUCUUUUCCAGUACUAUGAAGCUUCUAUUGGGUACUUGUGGCUUUGUAAACUGCAUUGUAGAGAUUAUUGUAUCUUUGCCCAUGGUGUAUGCUCAUCUAAUAAAAAGGCAAAUAAUGGACUGGUCUUCACUUGUGACUUUGCAGGAUAACAUGGGCAGUUAAAACUAGUUCAUUUGUUGGAUUUAAUGCAUAAUGGUGAUGGCACCUGCAUGAAUGGGCAAACUUGCCAUAAAAACUAGGAUCAGUAGUCUAGUUACAAAUUGCAAAAAAUACACCAUUUAAAUGACCACAAACGAAGUACAGAAACCAUCUAGUGAUUGGUGAAGGUAGAUGACACGGUCCAUGGUUUUGGUAAAGAGAUUUCAAUAAUAACAAAGAAAACUGAUCUAUCAGUACCAUUUCAGAUGGAAGAUAAAAGGUUGAGGGAAUGUUGGUAAAAAGCACUUGCAACAGUCACAGCCAAAGUCCUGAAAUCCACAUGUUGAUUACGUUGAAGCUGUCAGACCAAAUCUCUUAUAAAUGUUUGGGCUCCAGGCAAUUCUACAGCUGUCUGUGAGACCAAGUCAGAUGUUAUGAGUACUGGAUAGAUUGCACUCUAAUAGGUAGCUAUUAGAUGAGCCACAUCAGUCUUUCUAAAGAGAACUGCUCAAAAUGGCCAAUAUGUGUUUCAGUUCUUCUAGUAGGUGUAGCUAACCAGACUUGACACAAAAGGAGGGGAGCAAAAUCUCUUGGCUUUAACCUCUCCCUCCUCCCCAUCAAAUGAACACUGUAAGGAUAAAAUAAAGCACUUCUACCCAAAAUCUAUGCCUUGCCAAGUGGUUACCAGGUGUUCCUACCAAGUAAUCAAUUGUAAAGAUACCUUAUUUAUCCACCAGUUAUACAGACUUCUAGUUUAUGGUACUAUGUAGUUGCAUGUUUAAAUAUGUAACACUUUAAUUGGUUAAUUUUUCUAUGCUUGGAAUAAACAGAUAUUUUAGUCCAAAUAAACUUGCCAAUCAACAUCUUGCUGUGCUUGAGUUGUGACUAGCAUGUUGGAUGUCUGUGGGAACAUUUAGAUGUAGCUUUAGGGACCUCUAAGGUUUUUUUUUUGCAAGCUUAAUUUUCCAUUUUUAAAUGUUAGCUGUGUUUUUGUUCUGUUAUUUAGAAAGUUAUCGCCUGCAGCAUUGGUAGGAGUCUGACAACUGACCCUUCUGUUUACCCCAUGACCUUUUACUAUGGAGGGUAAUGAAUAGUAGGUUAGUGGGGUUGAAACCCCUAGCUAUAUAGGAUGCUCUAUCACCUUGCCUUAAGACCAAUAGGGCCUUCUGGUUCUAAUACAGUCAAACUAAAUCUGGCUUUGACACUAAUUUUACUGGUCCCAAGGAAACUAUUAACCAGCCAUACUCCACUAGUGAGGGGUCUACAAGAUCCUGAGCACACACCAUCCCCAUAGCAUAUUUCACUCUAGAAAUUAUAUAUUUUCCCUAUGUCUUGCACACCAAUGUAAUCAGUUCUGUAGUACUUGUAUCAAAUAUUGUAAAUAACAUAUGUAUAUAAACAUGAAGGUUUGUAAUGUCUAAAUCUGAGUAUCUGGUCUAUCCUUCCUUCCCAGAGGUCCUGUAGUAAACCAAGAAGAUCUUCAUGAUGCCUUGACAAGUGGGCAGAUUGCCGCUGCUGGCCUGGAUGUUACAACUCCUGAACCUAUUCCAACAGAUCAUCCCCUACUCAGCCUGAAAAACUGUGGUAUGUUAUUUUAUAUUCAUAAACUUUGUAUGGUUUCUUUCAAAGUGAUCUAGGAGGAGGGAUUUAUAACCAACUCUGCAACAGUCCAUCCACUAGCUUAUGGAAACUUGUGUACAUUUUAAUUUAAAAAUAAAUUUUAGUUAACUUAAAAGCUGCAGGGGAUUAGGUGGACAUUGCUGGUAUUUGAAGAAACAGUAGGACAACUCUGUAAAAUAAAAUCCAUUAAUAUAUAAUAUAUUUUAAUGUUGGAAGUUUUAGUUCUUCUGGUUAGGUAAGCAAUAACUUCAGGUCAAGAAGGUGGAAAGCCUUUCCUCUACAGACAUUGUAAUGAUGGAUUAGAAACCAUUGCAUGCACUUGUGCAAAGUACACAUCACAUCUCCAGUUUAUGAUUAACAUGUUCUGUUCUUCACAGUGAUUUUACCCCAUAUUGGAAGUGCCACGCUCGAUGCAAGAAAUGCAAUGUCUGUCCUGACCGUAAAUAAUCUGCUGAAAGGCCUAGCUGGAGAGCCAAUGCCCUGUGAAGUAAAACUGUAACAAUGCCAGGAUGUCGUCAGGACAAACUUCCAUCCCUAGAAAAUUACUUUCAAGACGUUCUGUA